CCAGUCCAAGCACCAUGGCCGGGGAUGGCACUGAUGAAGAGGCGCGUAAUUCACCAUACGAAAGCACGGCUAUGCAGGAAAGGUCUACAGAGGGAAAUAUGAGGAGCGAUCUAGAGGCCCCUGCAUCUCCGGGAAUAGAAGGUGCCGCCAUCAGGUGUAGGGAUGUGUGUCGCUCGUAUGGCAAGCUGAAAGUCCUAAGCAGUCUCAACCUGACUGUGCCGCAAGGACAGAUCUAUGGCCUCCUGGGACCCAGUGGUUGUGGGAAGACCACCCUGCUGAAAUGUAUAGUGGGAACCCUCAAGAUCUCCCGGGGGAACAUCACGGUCCUGGGCAAGCCCCCGGCGUUCCCUGGCCACGACGUUCCCGGCAGGAUGGUUGGCUACAUGCCCCAGGACAUUGCCUUGUACAGUGAAUUCACCAUCAGUGACACCCUAUGGUUCUUCGGCCGCAUACACGGGCUCACCUCCAAAGAGACCCAGGCCAGAAUGGACUUCCUCAUCGAUUUCCUGGAUCUGCCACAAAAGAACAGCCUCGUCAGAAAUCUCAGUGGUGGGCAGAGGAGAAGAGUGUCUCUCGGAGCGGCGCUGCUGCAGAACCCCCGUCUGUUGAUUCUGGACGAGCCCACCGUCGGAGUUGACCCUGUCCUGAGGGCAAAGAUUUGGCAGCAUCUUGUAGACAUCGUAAGGGGAGGGCAGGUGUCAGUCAUUAUCACGACGCAUUACAUCGAGGAGGCCAGACAAGCCACCACCGUGGGUCUGAUGCGAGGUGGGCACCUUCUUGCUGAGGCUCCACCUGAGACCCUGAUGGAGCAGCGCAACUCACUGACACUGGAGUGUGCCUUCCUGCAGCUGUGUGAGGACUCAGACCAAAUGGUGUCCAAGCAGCAGAGCAGCUCUGAGGGGAAGCUGAUGGUGGACAGCCAGACCCCAGAGGGCUACAAGGACGAGAGCCGCCCCAUCCUCAGCUCAGGGAAGAGCCCCUCACCGGCAGAUGAAGUGCCCAGAUUUACAGCGGACUGGAAGGUGAGGGUUUGGCACGUGUUGCCAAAGUGGCGGAACGUUGCCGCUCUGGUGAUCAAGACACUGGUGCGGAUGAAGAGGAUGCCAGGGUCCCUGUGUUUCCAGUUCCUGUUGCCCGUCAUCCAGAUCUCUCUCAUGUGCUUGUGUAUCGGCGGGGACCCCAAAGGCAUUCAGGUGGCCGUGGUGAACAACGAAACGGGUUCACACUCAUUCAGCCGAUCCCUCCUCUCCUUCCUGGACAACACCAGCAUCAUCCAGGUCAACCUGUCCCAUGCUGAAGCUUUUGCUGGUAUCCAUAAUGGAGAAUAUUGGGGAGUUGUAGAGUUUGGCAAAAACUUCACCAGCUACUUGACCAAGAGAAUGCUGAACCCCCGGAGUUCACGAGAGGUGGUGGAUGGUGGUUCUGUGCAUGUCUGGUUGGACCUAACAAAUCGGCAAAUUGCAAUAAUGCUGCAGAAGAAGCUUCAUGAUGCUUUUGAGGGAUUUGUCCAGUCGAAGCUGGGUAGUAUGGCUUAUAUGGUUGCUCCUCCUAUUAAGUUUGAGGAGCCCAUUUAUGGCAGCAAGAACACAGACUUCACCACCUUCGUAACUCCAGGAGCUAUUCUGAGUAUUACUUUCUAUCUGGCUGUAGGCUUGACUGCUUUGUCGUUUGUGCUGGAGAGGAAAGAGGGCUUGCUGGACAGGUGUUGGGUUGCAGGUAUCAUAUCCCUAGAGACCAUGCUUGCGCACCUGUUUCAGCUCCUGGUCAUCAGCGUCCAGGUCAUCUUAAUGCUCCUCUUCAUCUUCCUCGUCUUCAAAAUUCCUAACGAGGGAUCUCUGGCCCUGGUCGUCUCGUUAAUUAUUCUGCAAGGGGUGACAGGAAUCUCCUUCGGAUUGGUCAUCUCGUCUGCCAUCGAUGACGAGCAGUCUGCCAACCAGGCUGCCCUCGGCGUCUUCUACCCCAAUCUCAUCAUCAGCGGAGUGAUCUGGCCGGUGGAGUGCAUCCCCUACCCCCUGCGCUACCUCAGCCUGGCCCUGCCACAGACCUACGCCUCCGAAGCCCUGCGCUGCAUCAUGUACCGAGGAUGGGGUCUCACACGACUGAUGGUAUGGAGAGGCUUCGCCGUCACUCUGGGCUGGAACACCUUCUUCCUCGUCCUCGCCACAGUCAUCCUCAAGCUGAGGUCGUGAAGUCACCUCCCCGUGCGAGGCGCGUCAGGGGACGGGGGAGAGCCCCGUCAGGCGAGACCCUGGCUCCACAGCCUGCCGUUAGGCCUCUCUCUCUCUCUCUCCCUCGAGCUCCCUCCGCAUGAGGUCUAACUGACAAUAACACUCUGGGCCUCCAGAAAUGAAAACAAGGGUGGAUGCCUGGGCUUGUCAGUCAGAGCCUCUGUGUCUUCGUCCUCCCUGUCUUUAUCGCUGGCAGCUGCAGAGCAAAACAUACCUGUUGACUCCUCAUUGAG
This is a messenger RNA of Sardina pilchardus (European sardine), 2461 nucleotides long. It is a transcript of the gene abch1, whose product is annotated as ATP-binding cassette, sub-family H, member 1. Gene Ontology annotation, cellular component: membrane; ATP-binding cassette (ABC) transporter complex. Gene Ontology annotation, biological process: transmembrane transport. The record is from RefSeq and is a predicted model, not a curated record. Gene Ontology annotation, molecular function: ATP binding; ATP hydrolysis activity; ABC-type transporter activity. Lineage: Eukaryota; Metazoa; Chordata; Actinopteri; Clupeiformes; Clupeidae.